Messenger RNA from Racocetra persica, 488 nucleotides. The record is from the annotation of a GenBank genome assembly. Lineage: Eukaryota; Fungi; Glomeromycota; Glomeromycetes; Diversisporales; Gigasporaceae.
AAUCAAUGCCUUAUCGACGUGCUUCGCAUAGUACUAUGGUAUUAGAUGAGAAACUUUACAUCUACGGUGGCCAAAAUUCCUCUUUUUCGUCAACCGAAAUACAAAUACACGAUGAUAAAGAUAUUCAUUUGUAUGAUGUUCGCCAAGAAAAAUGGAAUAAAAUUAUCGCACCUUAUCCUGAUGGUUCUCGAUUGUCACCUACAUUAACACUUCCGUCAUAUUGGAUAAAGACGGACGGAAGUAAAGUCGGAAGAAGAGUACAUGCUGCGAUGCUUUCGAUGCACAAACGUAUCAUUAUUUUGAAUGGAGAGGAAAGAGAUAAUUUCGAGUAUGAAGAAAAUGAGCAACCUUGGGAGCUCUUAAAAUCUUUGUCAUUAGAAGAACGUAAUUGGGAUCAUAUAAGAGUCAAGGGAUUACCACAGAUGAGCUGCGUUGCUGUGGUUGGCGAAUAUGAAGGUGAAACAAUAGGCAUAUUUGUCAUCGGAAAG